AUGAGUGCAACGCCAGCCUCCCUCGACUCCGGCCUGACGUCCCAGGUCCUGCGUUAUGCUCUCGUAUACGCGGUCAUUCGGUUAUAUGUCAGGGGGUCACAGACUCAGAAUGCCUCACUGAUAGUCGUGUCAAUACUUUCUGUCAUCACAUUGGCGGGGCGCCAGUGGCUCUGGUUCAUUAGCAAAUACGUUCCUGAGCCAUACUUGGAUGAAGUAUUUCACAUCCCUCAAGCUCAGGUCUACUGCGAUGGGAGAUACGGCGAAUGGGAUGAAAAAAUCACCACUCCUCCGGGGCUCUACCUCUCAACCAUACUCUUCAACCGCUUAUUCUGGCUUUCCUGCUCAGUCCACAAUCUACGAUCUUUCAAUGUGGAUAUAAUAUCGUACCUGGCUGUCGCAGCCAUGAUCUGCAGGGCUCGAUUCGAGCAGCCACAGACAAGAACGCGGAGUCUGAAUACUCGGUACUCGUCCUAUGCCAUCGGAACAGGGGUCAAUAUCGCCUUGUUUCCCGGCUUGUUCUUCUUCUCGGGCCUCUAUUACACGGAUCCUAUUUCAACACUUGCCGUGCUCCUCGCCUACUCGAACCACGUAGCACGAGCUGGCAAAGAAAAGACAUCCUUGGGGAACGACCUCUACACCCUCGGCCUUGGGAUCCUUACUCUAUGCAUGAGGCAAACCAACAUAUUUUGGGUGGUUGUCUACAUGGGCAGCCUAGAGGUGGUGCACGGCAUCAAGACCCUGAAGCCAGAACCGGUAGAAGCUCCCGUGCUUAAGACCUUGCCGGACCAGUUGAAGUUUUAUGCUCGGAGGUACUCUCUCGGGGAUAUCCAUGAUCCCGCAUUGGACCUCGCGUCCCCAAUCGACAUUGUGCUCUGCAUCGCUAGUAUUGGCAUUGCAGCCGCUUGUAACCUCACAUUAGUCGUGCGCCGGUUUGUUUGGCCACAUGGCGCUGUCCUCACUGCGUUUGUUGCCUUUGUGGUAUGGAAUGGUGGAGUAGUCCUUGGCGACAAACCCAACCAUGUGGCGACUCUCCAUCUAGCCCAGAUGCUGUAUAUAUGGCCUCUCUUCGCAUUCUUCUCGGCUCCCCUGCUCAUUACACCAAUUUUCCACUCCAUCACCCAGGUCUAUCGCGGCUUGAUGUCUUCAGCCACAACGCCAGCAGGCGAGCAGGGCCGCGGAAAAGGUUCAGAUGACCAAAGUGACUCGGCUGGCAAGCAGUCUGCCACCCUAAAGGCAUGCAACUAUUUCGGAUCUAUUCCUGCAAUCCACUCCAUUAUCGUACUCAUCGGCGCCCUCGCAAUCGCAGCGUUGAUCGUCAAGUUCAACACUAUCAUCCACCCCUUUACCCUCGCGGACAACAGGCAUUACAUGUUCUACGUCUUCCGCUACAGCAUUCUCAGGGCAUGGUGGAUCCGCUAUGCGCUCCUGCCAGUGUACGUGGCGUGCGCCUGGAUGUGCUGGACAGCUCUGCAGGGAGGUCCGGUAGCAAGUCCUGACGGGGCUCAAGGCAGACGGCAGUGGCACCAGUCGCCCUUCACCAAGGCAUCAAGCAAAGUCUCACCAGCAUCCUCCAAAAAGCAGUCGAAGGAAGGGCGCAGCGGCAUCCCCACCCCCGAGCCAGGUGCUUCAGCGACGACAGCACCGCCUACCUCGACCGUGCUGCUCCUCUUGCUCGCCACGACGCUCUCGCUCAUGACUGCGCCGCUGGUCGAGCCCCGGUACUUCAUCCUGCCGUGGGUAUUCUGGCGACUCCUCGUGCCAGCCUGGCCGGUAUCCGAGAGCACUGCAUCGUGUAAGGAGACGGCAACGCCUGAUACCCCAAGGAUCUCCCUUGGUAGAAAACUACUGUCCACCAGGAUCGACCCGAGACUGGUGCUCGAGACGGCCUGGUUCCUGCUCAUCAACGCGGGCACCAUGUACAUAUUCCUGACGAGGCCCUUCUACUGGAAGACACCAGAUGGCGCGUUGCUCGAUGAUGGACGAGUGCAGCGGUUCAUGUGGUGA
Molecule: messenger RNA, 2004 nt
Organism: Anthostomella pinea
Lineage: Eukaryota; Fungi; Ascomycota; Sordariomycetes; Xylariales; Xylariaceae
Source: the annotation of a GenBank genome assembly